Molecule: messenger RNA, 28542 nt
Organism: Porites lobata
Lineage: Eukaryota; Metazoa; Cnidaria; Anthozoa; Scleractinia; Poritidae
Source: the annotation of a GenBank genome assembly
AUGGACAAACAUGAUCGCUUUAUCGGUGAGAUUUUUGCUUGUGAAAUCGUGUCCUUGAAAGACUACGACAUGUUUUGUUACGUUCUGUUUUUCGCUCACGAUUUCCAUAUUUCUUAUUUGUCUUCAUAAUCUUACAAAGCUUGGUCUUGUUUAUGUAACUACAGUGAAAACAUGUACUAAUCAUACGAUCUUAAAAUCUUGAUUGUUUUUUGGAUGCUUUUAAAGCUUUCGCUGUAUUAUCGUUAACACUAAUGUUAAUUUCUACUUCCCUCCAUCAGCCAUCAACCAAACGCUACCCGGGCUAGAAGACUUUCUGAAAGUGGUUCUGGGUAGCGAACCUUUGAGCGAAGAAGCGGAAAGACAACGAAUUGAAUUUCUUAGAAGGCUAGAAAGUGUUUCGAAGCCUCCUUCACUGCCGCCAAGACCUGCACAUUUGAGUGAGCGUUAUCGAGCGCGUGUCCAGCAAAAUGAACUCAACUAUUCCGGAAGCGCUCUACCCGCUGAGGAAAGCAACUUUUAUAAAAACGAAAAGACGUUAGAUCCCGUUGAAUUCGCUUCGCAGCAACGUGAAUUAUCAAGGGUUACGAAUUUAUACAAGACUUAUGCACCACAAACUGUUGUGUUGGGCGAGAAAGGAAGCAAAAAUGGUGGCUUGUAUUUUCCAAAAACAGGGAAUACAACGUUCUCCAGGGUAAGCUUUGUUUAAAAAAUUUCCUUCGAUAUUUUCUUAUUAUUCAGAGUAUUUCAUUCAAAAUGGACUCAAGUGAUGAUUUUAAAUCUACCUCACGUGUACGUGACUAAAUUUAGUAUUCAAAAGAAAGCCAUACCAGUAUGUGCUUUCAUGCAGCGAAAUGAGUCAUACGGUACACAAAAUUCGCCUAUACAGUAAGCUUCUUCUCUAGCUCGUGUAUUUUUAAUUAGAGACCCUGUUUACGGUGAGAAAUCUAUGGAAAUGUUCCACUAUAUGAGCAGUUUGCAGCAAUUUGACCUCUUGUGACAUAGCCUUUCGGCGUUGUAGCCGCUAGUGUUUGGAAUUUUGUUUGAUAAAGUUAUCGCGUGAACUUAAUCAUCCAUCGAUCGCCGACCGUUCAUUGCAGUUGUAGAUUUCAUUGCUGAUAAGGAACAAAGUCUUUAUGAGAGAUCUAUAAAGCGCCAUUUUGUCAUUCUCAGUUGAUUUUUUUGAAUGUAUUUUUAUGGUUUUUCUCUGCGAUGUUGAAUCACUAUUUAAACAAUUGCGUUGAAAAUAGCAUCUAGCUAGAUCCUUUCUUUAAAACGGACAAAAGAUCUUUUGUCCAAGAAACUAUCAAUAUGCUAAAUUUCAUUGUGUGCCGGUUGUUCAGCACAAUGUAUUAUUUGAACCUUGUACUGAUAAUUUUUGAUGAAAACUCGAUAUUAUUUUCAGCAGCACAUCGCAAACGCCUUCAAAAAUGCUGCAUUCAUCAUGAUUUUACAAUUAUGAAGGUUUCCUCAGAAUUAGCUUGUUUUUAUCUCAUCUAUUAAUAACUUGAUUAUCAAAAGUACAUUUUUUUUUCAGGAUCAUUUACUUUACUAGCAAUAAAUAAUCAUAUUUUUGAUGCACGUUUUUUAAACCUCUGUCUUAAAUUUGUGAGCAGUUAUCUUUUAAAUGCCAAGGUAUUUCCGCAACAAUAACAUCGUUUGAUUUGUUCAAUUUUGCAAAAUCGAUUUUAAAACAUCAAUUAGUGGCUUUUGAUUUCAGUUUUCAGUGUUUGAAAGGAACUGGGUGGUAAAAUAAGUUAACUGAAAACUUUCUUUUAGAAUCUCAAGGAUGUGUUAUCAAUGUCAAGAUCCUUAUGUACCAUCCUGUAAUACUAGAUUUGUUACAAGGAUUUUUUUGUUUUCACAGAUUAUUUCACAGAUUAUCUUAGGGAAUGUAAACUCAAAAUUACAGAAAAACGAAACAAAUUUCAUUUUGUUAUACUGGAAAACAAACGCUUCCAUACAAAAGUUCUGCUAAAGAGGUUUCAUUUGAAUCAUCACAAUCCAGGAUUUUGUCUGCAGACUCUGAUAGUAGAAUUCAUUACAUGUUGCAGCAUUUGAUUCAAGGAGUAGAAGCCAAAGGGGUUAAAUGGAACAGAUAAGCAGAUUAAAAAACUUCAAAGGUCUUUUUACAAAAGAGGUUCAAUAAGCUGUUCAGAUUAUCAAUCAAAUUUUGUUCCUGUUUUAGAUACCUUUAUCAUGGCUAGGCAAAGCAAUUGGUGUUUUUCAACUCAGUCAAUUUAUGGAUAGGCCUCCCUGAAGAGAAACUACAUGUAGAGCUGAUAAUUUGUGUCGUAGGUUGUCAUCUCGACAAAUCCAAGGUCUACAGCAAGUAAACAUCGGUUCUUGAAUCUCUAUAAAAAUCCAAUUCCUGUUCUAAACUCGACAAGCGCUGUAGUUGUUUCCAAAGGUGCCUAAUUUAUACCUAAUGUAUAUGUGUGUUACUUGAAAUCUUUCUUUGGUUUGAAAUUUGUUAUACCAGUUUAAAUGUUUGUAUUCAUUUGUAUCUGGUUGUGGUAUGAAAAUUUCGCUUGUUUAUAUAAAUAUAAACCUCAAAAUUAUCAUUGUACUUUUAUCUUAUGUUCAUGUGUGAAAACUAACACGACUUCAAAUUCUCUUUUGAUAAUUUUUAAGAGCCCCUUAAAAACGUUUGAAGUUUCUGGUUAGGAAUAUUAUUCAGUCAUGCAUAUUGGUAUGUAUUGUGUUUCAAGAGUUGGACAUUAGAGCGUCUCAAAUGUUUGCAAAUGUUUCCAUUCAACAACACUAUGCAAAUGUGAAGUCAAGUACUCAUUGUUGUCUCGUCAAGACUCAUCUGCAGUCCUUGUCUUUUCUGUAGACUUUUCACCCUGAUUUCAUAAACUGUGACACCUUAAACCAUUUACAUCCAGAAAAAAUUAAUUGUAACUUUAAAUAAUUUAGUCUACUCCACAUACUGCGAAGGUCAAUCUCUGAUUUGUAUGCAACAUUGCAUCUCUUAAGCUUUCUAUAAAAAGUAAAUUCAUCACAAGACGUAAUUUAUCAGUUGACUGCAAUUCAAUGUUCUUUUGUAAAACUUUCACCUGCGGUCAUUGUUGUUUACAUGUAAAUCUAGGCUGUGAACAUCAUAGAUUGUGCAUGUAGUAACCUGAAGUGACAGGGCAGAUUUACAUGAAGCAUUAUCCCAUUUUUGCAUCUUUAAUGAAAAUGACCUUCCUUUAAUACUAGCAUCACUUGCUCCUACUUUAAUCGACAUAGUCUAUUUAACUGUUUUGAAUCAAUUUGCAUUGUUGACCAGGGUUCUCUUAGCAAGGUCAUGCCUUGGGCAUUUAAACUGCAUACAACUAAGGGAGGCCUCAAUUAAACUCUUCUUUGUGUUAAUGUCAGACUUGGCUCUGCACUCCUAGAUUUGUAUCAAUCUGCAACUUUUUUUUCAGGGUCACAUCAGUGUUUAUAAAAUAAGGAUUUAAUCACUGUUUUUGACAGCCUUUCUUGCUAUUAUACCUACAUGUACAAUGUAAAAAACCUGAACUCUCUUCUACUGUGUAUAAGUUCAGCUUUUGGACUCUUACAAUACGUCACCAAUGAAUUGAAGAGAGUGCCAUACCGCAAGUAAAAAUGAUAACAAAACUUAUUUCAAUCAUCAAACUUUAGUAAUACCCUUAAGAGUUACAAAAACCGGUUUUUACGGUGAUAAAAUUUAUCAUAAACAUACAAAGGGAGUGCUUGGAGCUGCGAUUAUAGCAAUAUGCAUUUUUAAUAAUAAAUUUGGUCUGGCUACAUUUACAUGUAUGUCUGCUGAGAUUGGUAGUAAGAGCAAAUUACAGGAAUGUGAUUGUUGAGUAAGAAAGCGCUGGGCUGCUUCUGUGGCUGCAAAACUGACAUGUUCGCCUUAAAGUGAUAUGGGAGUGUCAACUUACUUUUGAGCUUUACUCAGCCAAGUCAGAAUGAGUCGGUAACCAGCAAUUUUGAUUUGCCAAUUCGAGUGAAAUAUUUGUUGCCUAUUCAACACUAAUAAUAAUAAUAUUAUAUGAAAUAUAUAUAAAUAAAAACCACACAAUGUUAGUCCUUUUCUGUCUGCUACUCUUGUUGUCUUGCCUAAUAUUGCAAAGCAUUUUGACUUGCCCGGGUCAGGGCUCAAAGUUUAAAUUUGAGUUUCGGAGCACUUGUGCUACCAGAUGUAAAUUUUUAGGCGCACUGCCGAAAUUUUAGGCUCACAGCUGAAAAUUUUAGGAGCGCAGCUUAUAAUGUUGGGAGCAUCUAUUUCAAAAGAAAAAGUAAAAAGCUUAACAGUGCCACGUUUAUUUGUCAUCUUCAGUUUGUUACUUUUACUUCAGUCCUGUGAUUGGCAAAACACAGCCGAUUUGCUACGCAGUAAUACUGUUGUGAUUUUUAAUACUAAUUUCUCUUUUUGACAGUACCGUUGUGACUAAAGAAAACUUACACUUGAAAAACAGUUCAAAACUGACAACAAUGAGUGAGUCGAACGAGAAUGAAAAUUAAUCUUUAAUGAAUUUGUUAAAUACGCAAUGACUUACAUGUAACUGGAAUACGACUUAAAAAACUUUCUUACCUGGAAAAAAAGGCUCUUAAUCCGCACUGUUUUUGUUUUGGUUGACGUUAAAACUGAACGUUCGACAUGAUCGUCCAUUUUGUAGCAUAUAUUUGCAUGUGUCAGUGGUGUUUAUUACAAAACAGAAGAGUCUGGGAUGGAGUAAAACAUCGAAACGAAAAAGAACAUUCGAGUUCGUAGAAUCCAUUGGGAGAAAAGACCAAUUAAAUAUACACCGUCUUUCUAGUUCGAGUUCGUAAGUAUAGUCGGAAGUAAGUCAGUAGCACUGUGCUUUGGGUUUUAUGGCAUACAGGUGCGAUUACACUUGAAUUUUUACGCACACAACCAAAAAUCCAGUCGCAUAUGCGACCAGUUAGUCGCUAACUUUGAGCCCUGCAGGUACAGUACACUUUCGUAGUAAACCUUUUCAGCUUCAUUAAUGUCGCAUGUCUAAUUAAAUAUGACUGACUGAUUCCUUUCCUCCUGUGAUCCGGGCUUUUUUCUUAGAGGCAGCACUAGACAUUGUUAGCACUUGUUUGUUCUGUCAGUGUGCAAAGAAAGUAGCGACUGAUAGCCCAGGGCUAGUGGAUUUUGUUAUCGGGCUAGUGAAUUUUGUUCUUAACUUACCGACGGGCAAGUAAAGUUUUUUGAGGAAUUCAAAUUACAGAAGAACUAUAAAUCAAUUCUGCUCAUCAAAACCUUUUGGGGACUAGUUGAAAUGUCAUUUGGGCUGGUAAAUGCUAGCUUCAGCUUGCCCAAAUAUCAAGCUGUAAAAAUGACUUUCUUUGCACCCUGUCUGUCAAGGGGAUUUAAAUUAUUAUUUUUUUAAUUUCUGUAGAGUUUAGUGCCUGCAAUUUCAAUAAGAACCUUACAGUUGUGGAUAUACAGUACAUAAUUUUAUAUUGUGGGUUCAAAUUAAAUUCAGGUUAAGAUAUUCAAAUAUAGGUUCAUUCUCAAUCUCCUUUGUCUCUUAAUCCCUUUAGGCCCAAUAUCAACAUGUACGUGUAUGUAUAUUCUCCUGACUGCCCUCUAUAUGUUUUUUAUUGCACUGCUUGAGAGAAUUAGGUGAACAAACAUCAAGACAUUUCGUCAGUGCAAUGCUCCCUGCUGCAACCAUUUUGGUCACCAUAGAGAGUAGAAGAAUUGUCGUGAAAGUUGCCGAUUUGGUGACCUAUGUUCAGCGAUCACGUGCCUAGCUAUUCCCAAGAAUUUCCUGAGAUUUUGUGUGAUGUUUUUUACUAGUAGUUAGCGUUUAUGGUGUUUUUAAGCGACACUGUAAAGUGAGGUGAAAAUUUGUAUUAAAUAUCAUUCAUUAGCGUACAAAGAAAGUAGUGUCCGAUAGCCCGGGGCUAGUGGAUUUUGCUAUCGGGCUAGUGAAUUCUGUUAUUAACUUGCCAGACAGGCAAGUGAAGUUUUUUGAGGAAUUCAAAUUACAGAAGAACUGUGAAAUCCAUCUGCUCAUCAAAACGUUUUUGGGGCUAGUUGAAAUAAUGUUUGGGCUAGUAAAUGUUAGCUUUAGCUUGCCCGAAUGGCAAGCAGAAAUGACUUUCUUUGCACCCUGUUUAUGCUCUGUUUUCUUGAUAAUUUGCCUGAUUUCACCCUGCUUCUCUGGGAUUUAAGCCUUGAGAUGUCAUGUGCACGUCCAAUUUAGAUUAUGAUGGUUAGGCAGCCAUUCUGAUUCUUUCAAGUGUUCAUCUAGUAUUGCACAAAGUGUCCCUUUUUUCUGGGGACUGAUAUUUUUUGUCUGGUGACCAUUAUAUAAUUUUAGGUUGCCAAAAGUACUUUGAAAAAAGUUGAGCUUGGAGCACUGCAGUGCUGAUCAUUCCAUUCAUUCUCUUGGCCUGUAUGUUUUAUCUGGAAGUGAUAUUGUUGGGAGAAAUUUUAUGGUGAUCAAUACUGGGACUUAGAGGGCUAAACCUAAUUCACAAAUAAUUAGGCUCUGAUAACAGGGUUCCUACAGGUCACGGAAAACCUGGAAAGUCAUGGAAUUUAAUUGUUGAUCCUGGAAAGUAAUGGAAAAUUAAAGUUUUGUUUGUUAGAUAAGUUACUGCAGAUGACAAGGCAAUGACAAUGUAAGAUAAAGAGGAGUACAUUUAAUUAACCAGUGCAUAUGGCACACAUUGUGGUGGACACCAGAGUUUGUGUCUGUUGAACUGUUUAAGGUCAUGGAAAAGUCAUGAAAUUUGAAGACCUCAAAAGAGUACUAACCCUGUGAUAAGCACCCUCCCCCAAAUAAGCACCCACCCCCAAGACCAUAAUAUCAAAUAAGUGUCGCCAUCAAAUAAGCACCCCUCCCCUCCCCCUCACUUUCUUAAAUGGGGGGGAUACAAGGAAAACCAGCUUCUAUUGCCACUGUAUGUUAAAUUUUCAGGCUUCUACUACAGUGGAAUCAGUAAAGGAGAAUAGUUUCUUUCCCGUUAAGUCACUUACAAUUAUUUCUGUAUCCAUGUGCUUGCAGAGUUCCUUUAUGUGCGUUAUCUCUUCUUUUAAAUUUUGUCGUUUUUCCUCGCUCUUGGUAAGUGCCAUAAACUCCCCAACAACAACUAGAUCAUUCUCUAGUUGCUUUAAAGCACCCUCAUUCGAAUAAGCACCCAUCCUUUCAGCUGAAUUUGAAAGAAGCGCCUGAGCACUUAUUCAAAGAAAUGUAGUAAACCCUUCUCCUGUAAUGUGCAGUUUUUAACUGUAAAGUUUAACUUUUCCAGGACAAUCUCAGAGACUCCAUCCAGAGUACAAGCAGUGCUGAAGAUGACAUCUAUGAACAUUUAAAAAGUAUUUCUCCUAAUCAACCAAUCACUCCACUUGAAGCAAUCCCUGACUCUAAAAAUGAUGAUACAUUCGUAUAUCCAAGCCCUCCCAAGACUCCACAAGAACACACUGGGACUGGAAUUUAUGUGGGAGCUCGGCCCGGCAGCUUCAGGGCGUCCGCCGGGAAGGGAAAGAUCUCGACCGGAUGGUAAGGACAUAGAUUGUAACUUUUAAUAGCAAGUUAUACUUGAAUUAACUUCAUCUGGUUGCAAAGUUUGAAGGAAAAAUGGAAACUUCAUUAAAAAUCAUGCAAUUACAUGUACCUUUUAAAAGAGAAAUUUACAAUCAAAUUUAGAACAAACCUCUUCAUAGCGAAGAAAUUAUGCCCUUUGACCUUCGUUAUAUCCAGGUUCCACUGUGCACGCACUAAUAUUUACUCUAACUAGGAUUGUGUCUUGAAUGGUAGCAGAAGUGCUUAAAAAUCCUUUAUUAACAAAAGUUGCUAUGCCCGUAAGCACAAAGGUUGUAAUAACAUUGAAAGUUCUGAUCAUCAUUUCUGCCUAAGUUGAGAACUUUGUUUUGAAGUACAAAGAUUUAACCUGUGGGCGAACAUACUAAAAGUUGCGUAAGAUCCAUAUUAAAACAGUAAUAUUGUAAGGAGAAAUGAGAUGCUGAUCAUGAAAAAAGAUUGAUUAGUAGGCUUUACUAAACUGUUGCAGCUAUUAACUUUAUACUUUUGGUAACCUUCAAUAGAAAAGAAGUUGCUAUAAAUUACAGACACAUUCAAACCUCUAUUAAGUGACAGACAAAAUUGUGUGUAAGUCACUAGAACGUCUAUAAGUGGCUAUUUUCCUUCCCUGAAGAAGGAAAGUUGAUUUUAAUUUUUGCUACAUUGUACAUGCAGGAGGCACUUAACUCUCUCCAUAACCGAAAAUAAUUAUUUCCACAGGUUUAAAAAGGAAACCAAAGUUUAUGAAGAAGUUUACGUGUCAAACUUACGAGAACCCAUCAUCAAAGGCUACCUGAGAGACAUCAAGACAAACAAACGUCGCUGGUGCGUCUUACAAGGUAACCGCCUCCACAUCUUCAAAACACAAGAUGAUCCAGCGAUGAUGAUUAUCGACCUGCUUGGUUGUGAUAUCGGUGUAGAUGACAAGAAGAAGAUAAGUUACAGCUUUAGGCUGACGCCUAAAGAGGGACCGGGUGUGUCUCUUGCUAUAGAGGACGGCCAAGAUCUAUCACCGUGGAUGAGUGCAAUCAUGGCCGCUGUCGUGAGGCGUAGCAGCGUUGAUCGUCCAAUUAGUCCUCUUGAGAGUGCAUAUUCUUUGGAACAGGCCAGAGCUGAGAAAGCAGCUUGCGGCUUUGAAGUUGAUGGUGGAAUAGAAAUGGAAGAAGCUGAUGUGGAAAAUAUCUAUGAAGAGCCUGUUGAUCAAGACACGGUAAAUUGUUUACAGAACCAUUUCGUUUUCUUUGUUGUUGGCGAAAAAUCUUUACAUUCAAAAUAAGUUAUAUUGCGCUAAAUAUUAAAUACUCCCCAGUCCUUAGCGAAUCAAGAACAUUUUGGCACUAUGAAAUGUCACACUGAACUUCGGGAGAAAAUUUAACACAUGAAAGAUAAUCGCAGUUAUGGGUCUGAAUCGCAUCCAAUCCUGAUUUUUUUCCCCCAAGCUUUCUUUCCGUAACUGCUUAAUUCGCCUACGUAACUCCGAUGAUCUUAGACGUGCUAAAAUGGUUUAAUUGUUGCAGAUAAGUCUUUGGUUUUCUCCUCCGUAUUUCUUGUCAGUGUGCUUAAAGACAAAAAAACAGAGUUAAUGUUAAAACUUUCUGUUCCUGUCAUUUUUGGGCAGAAUUUGGGUCUUAAUUUUUAUCAUUCGCAUCGAUAUUUGCUGUGCGAACCCCUUAGCCUUCGACCAAGCUCUCCAUUUGAAGGACAUUGUAAGAAGUCACGCGCGAGCAGCACUCGAGAGCUAGGGUGGCUUUGCCUUGCUGUUCACUCGCGCGCGCUCUCGCAGAUCGCUUCGCGCGCCACUCGCGAUGAAGAGAGUUUUUUGUCAAGUUUUCCUGAUUUAAAUUUAUGUGUUACUUAUGAUAUAUAUAAUAACGUGUUUUAAAAAAAAUACUGUUUGCAGAUGUCAAGCAAUAUACUGGCGGAGGCUGACACGCUAUUUGAUUUUUUUUAAAAAAAAAAAGCUAAAACGUGUCUUCGCAUCUGUUAAUUCGAAAACGAAUGCGCCAGUUUUGCUAUAAAAGACUAUAUUCAGGCUUUGAAACCGUUUAAACCCGUCGUCUGUUGGUGCGGUUGGCAAGGAUGGACAGGGAUUGCAACUUGGAAAAGUUGGGUCAACAUUUUCAAAUUUUAAUGCUAUAUUUACAGUUCACCAAAAAGUACAUCACGGUUUGUCAUAACUCUACAGGAGCAUUUUAUGUAUGGCUAAACGUACUGAGUAAUGGCUUCAACCAGUGCUUCAGAUCAUAAUUGACCAAAAACAGCAGUGCUCCAAGCUCACCUUUUUCAAAAGUCGCUGUUUGGUGACUCAAAAUCAUAAAACGAAUGAAAACGAACACUGUGCAAUAUUACAUGAAGGUUUGAAAUAUUUAAAAUGGCUGCCUAACCACUACAAUCGAAUUUAUGGUUUCACGCGACAUCUCAAGGCUUGAUACCCAGAGAACCAGGGUAAAAUAGGCGAUUUAUAAAUUGAAAACAGGGCGCAAAUGAUAUCUGCUGCAAAUGUGUAUCUCACUUUAAUUAAAUACGUGCCUCGCCAAACCACGCGAAUUUCGUGGAAAUAAGGCCACUAUGGCUCGACACAAGCUCACUGAAAACAGGUCGCCAAAUUGGCGACCAAAACGGUCGCGGCUUGGAGCGCUGCCGUUAGUCCUUCUAAUUAUUUUUGUUAUACUUUGUUUUUGUCAGGGUGGGACUGUUACUCCGAUUGCAUUCAGUAUUCCUACAGAAAUCAUUUUAUCUGAUGACGAAGAUGACGACGAAGGCUACGAUGCUCCCCUCCCACCCCUCCCUAUCAUCGAUGACUACUCAUCUUCAGAAAGCAGUUCAGAUGAAGAUGAAAGCAUAGACAAGAAAGGACCCAUUGAAAAAGCGGCGGCGAAAAAGAAAAUAUACGAUGCAAUUCCGGCUGAUCUGCUAGCGGAACUCAGUGGGGUUAAGUACAGUGUAGUCUCUGCAACAAACAAAAGCCAAGAUUCGAUUUGCGAAGAAGCAUCUACUACUGAACAUUCGCUAGACUUGACAGAUAGUCAUAGUGAACAUAGUGGGAAUAUUAGCAACAGGCACAGCUACAGCGAGCCUCUCGCCAGCGAUGAUACUGGCAGUUCCGAGCCUAAAGAGGACAAGGCAGAUAGUUUAUCUCGGAAGAGAUCAUCUACAACGCUAAGUGCCAGCAUGGACUCGAUCUGCUCGGACACAGACGAAAAAACAAGAAGCCGUUCUCUGACGAGUGUAUCUUCAAAAGUGUUAGGUCCAAAGACUAAAAGACGAAAGCUUGUACCCGCUGAAGCGGAGCAACACUUUCUUCAAGAUCCAACUGCUAUGCACAGUGGCAUUUUGUAUCAGAAGCGAAGAUUAGGAGUCUGGUCGAAACGUUACUGUAAGAUCAUCAACAGCAGAUUUAAGUGUUAUCGGUGAGAAAUCAUGUUUUUUUAUAUAUUUAUAUAUAUUUCCGUAGCCUGCGAAUACAGUCGCUUUUCAUUGCUAGCCUCAACCUUUUUAGGGAAGUUUCCGCCGAGACAUUAGGGAGCUUUAACAACGACGACGGCGACGGCAACCAGGACGUCAAAAAAGUAAUAGGUUUAUUACGCAAAACAACAACUUUGCACGUGUAUCACGCUUUUUUUGUACAUUUCUUUACCGUCCUUGCACGACUACGACGUGAAAAUGCCUAAUUGCAAGUUUUGUGGAGGACGUAAACAAGCGACGACUCAACUCUAGGGAAAUUCGUCUACACUUGCCAUUUUCAGCAAACUGGAAUAAACGCUACAAAGAUUGAAAAAACCGGGAAUUCAUUUUAAAACUGACGUUUUCGCUGCCGUUGCCGUCGUCGAUGCUAAAGCUCCCCAAUUUCCAAUCUCUUAGGGAGCGGUGCGAUAAGUGCUAAAUCGGAAAACAGCAUAACCGGUUUAGGGAUUCUAUUCUCCGAUUUAGCACUACAUAUCUCCUCCAAUUUUACAAUUCUGUGAUUAAGAAAACUUGUACUGAUUGAAGACAACUCUCCGAUUCCACGAUUCUUCCUAUUUUUCCAGUUCUACCACAGUAUUCUACAACUGUAGUGUGCUUUUGUCCGAUUUCACCCAAAUGGCUAAGUAAUAAGUCUCCGAUUGUACGAUUCUUCAGAUUUUUUCCGGACCGAUUCUACUAUUCCACGACUGUAGUUUGCCAUUGUCCGAUUUUACACAAAUCGUAACAAAUCUCCGAUUGUAUUGUACGAUUCUCCGAUUUUUUCCUAAAACGCGCUUCUUUCGCUUCAUGACUUACAGAACGAGGAACAAUACAUGUAAUACGCGCCUGUUUCGUUUUUUGGAAACAAUCGAGCAAAUAUCGGGGAAUCGUAAAACGAAACUCGAGAAUGGAGAUAAUCGUAGAAUCGGAACUGAAUCAUGGAUCAUAACUCUUAUUAUACUAUUCUUCGAUUUAGUACUUACCUCACUAUUCUGGAAAUCUCCCAUAACCAACUGCUCCAGCGCCGGAAGCGAUGGACUGUAUUUGCAAGCUACGUUUUAGCUUGCCUGCUAAUUAGUAAAGACUGUCUCUUUCAGUUUAGUAUUUUAGCAGAAACUCAUAAGGGGUUUCUGAUUUUAGUCAACCGAAUUCGCUUGUAUCGUUUAGUCGUUUUACUUGAUAUUAGAGAGCUUUAGAUUCUAAGACGAGAACGACUACGAGUACGAGAUUUUCUCAAUGCUAAGUACUGCUCGCGCGUGAGGCAGCGUCAUUUUGGCGGGAAAACGUGGUAGCCGUCGUCAUUCUACUACGAGUUUUAACAAGAGUGUCGUAGCGGCGGGAACAAGGUAUCAAAUGUUAGAAGUUUUAGCAUUUUGGAAUCGGGAAAGAGCUCAACCUCCUUCAAUAACGAUAACAGUUCUAACUUUUCUGGUGAAAAAAAGUACAAUGAAGAAUUCCGGGAUGUCUAUUUUUUGCGAAUACGCGAAAAAACUUUGAAUCAAAUCUCGUAGUCGUAGUGAUUCUCGUCCUCGAAUCUAAAGGUCUCUAAUUACUCAUGAAAAUGUUUUGUUAAACCAAACCCUCAUCAAGGCGUGAAGUUUUUUCUCCGGCUUGUCCUUACUGUCAUCAUGAUUUUACAGUCAAGACUGAAGUUUAUUAUUUGUGUUCAGUUGCAUUAGUGACAUUUUUUUUGUCGGCGAUUCCACGUGAAUAGCUUGACACCUUUCUUUCGCUUUCUCGAUUUUUGCGUACUCGAGAAAGACUCUACAUAAAUCGAGUAAGAUCGUUGUUGAGCAUGCGCUACAUGUUGCUAGGAUAUAGUUUCGAACCCAGGCCUUAUACUAAUAGCCAUGCGCUUGGUACAGCGGGCUCGGUUAUGACCAUCGGUUUAUCAAUAAACGGAUGCUCGCACUCGAAAAACCAGUUUGACGAGAAAGAACUAGAUUGACUAGUCCAGAAGUUUGGGCUGCGGCGACUUCAAAGGUUUGACGUGAUUCGGGGAAGUUCUCCUUUUCAGUCAAAAAGACAAUCAGAGACCUUUAGAUUCGAGGACGAGGACGACUACGAGUACGAGAUUUGACUUAAAGCUUUUUCGCUUAUUCGCAAAAUAUAGACUCCCCGGAAAGCUUCAUUUUACUAUAUUUCACUUGAAAAGUUAGCACUCUUAUCUUUAGUGAAGGAGGUUACGCCUUCUCCCUAUGGCAAAAUGAUAAAACUUCUAACAUUUGAUAUCUUGUUUUCGCCACCACGGCAUUCUCGAGAAAACUCGUAGUAAAAUGACGACGGCUACCACAUUUUCCCGCCAAAAUGACGCUGGUUCACGCGCGAGCACUACUUAGUAUUGAGAAAAUCUCGUAGUCGUAGUCGUACUCGUCUUAGAAUCUAAAGCUCUCUAAUGGAGGCUCUCCACGCAAGGUGAUAGCUUGUCUUUUUUUGUUAGAAACCCAACCGACCACAAACCAUCACUAGACUUCCCAAUCCUUGGUUACGACAUCAGUUUAAUGGACAGCAAAGAUUCUAGGAAGAGUUACUGCAUCAAAAUCUCCCACCCAAGCCAGGAUACUUACUUCUUCGCUACAGACUCCCGUAUCUCGAUCGAGCGGUGGAUAGAAGUGUUGUCCUUGGCUGCCACAGGGAGGUUAGAUGUCAUCGCACCUUAUCCUCCGUACUUCUGUGCCGAGCAGUCUGGAGAUGAGCUGAAGAGCAGAUCGCGGGAGUCGUUGUUAAGCUGUGAGGUAAGACUGGUACUAAUUUGGCUGUGUAGCCGUCGCAUACAGCCGUCUCUCCCCUCCCCCACCCCCCACCUCCAUCACUGCCGUACCCUCCCCCCGCAGAGAAAACGGAAGGAGGGUACGACUGUACUUUUUGCGGGAGAGACGUCUGCGAUUUGGCCCCAAAAAAUUCCAUGCUCUGUCCGUAUAUCUCAGUGCCAAUAGGCAUCCAGUUUUACAGAUGUGACUUGAGGGGCAUGAAAAGACGCUGUAGAAAACCAAAGCACACGAAAGAGCAGAAUAUUUACAGCUGGAAUGAUUCAACCGGCUCCUUUUUGUCGACAAUUGAGAAAAUUGUGAAUUUAAAAUUUUAUAAACAUAGCGUUCGUUUACUCAGAGCUGAUUUGGACCCACGGACUGAAGUGAGUCCCAGCGUUGACCAGAAGAGGCAUCUGAAUUAUGUUCCACUGGCUCCACGACUCAGAGGCCGGAUCAGACUGACAUUAUUUUUUGGACUUCAACAGUUUUUUAACUUUUGAAGUGAUAUGUUUUGGUUAUUUUCGUACUUAAACAGGAUAGGCUGUCUGAUGAUGAGAGCGCGGACAAUCUGGACGAGAUGGAUGGUGGUGAAAGAGAAAGCACCUUGGGAAGACCAGAGCCAAUGAAUGAAGAACAAAGCGAUUUACCAGCUGAUGAAAAUACUACGAUUCUACCAGAAGAUACAAGGCUUGUGUUAGUGUCUCCCAACGGAUAUUUAGGCAGAUAUGCGAAUGUAGCUUGCUCCUCACGCAGGCCCCAGUUGUUCAAACGUUGGAUAGCUCUAUCCACGGAUAAAUCGCUGUCCAGCGGAUAAGUAUGAGGGAAAUCAAUUGCACUAUCCACUGGACAGAGAUUUAUCUAGGAGACAGCGUUAUCCACCUUUCGAACAACAGGGCCCUAGGCGUAGUUUGCAGCCAAACGACCGCUCACUGUUUGUUACUGGUAUCCGCCAUCUUUGAUUUUGAAACCAGGGGAGACUUGGGAGUGUUGAAAGUGCUAUCGGGAUCCAGGGGGUGGGUGUAAGCUCUCCCCUACCCUCUCCCUGUGACCUUUGACUCACCUUCUGGUGUUUGGGAAACCAACAGUAAGGGUGUAUAUACCAUGCUCGACAAAGUCCUAGCUCAGCCCAAGUUAAGACCCACAUUGCAGGGGGUCAGCAUUACAUCCCAUCGGCCUAAACCGCUUGGACACCUUUUGAAGUUUGCACAACCAGCCUAGUAUUCUUUAUUGUUUCUACACUACACGUAGAUGAAAUUUAAAGUUUCUUGACGUUUCUGCUCAGGAAGUGUUCAUGAAAGUGUAAGUCUCUUCAAUUUUUAAGGAAAAAAUUCAGAAGAGCGAGAAUAAGAGUCGAACCCGUGGCGUAGCGUCUGCAGUCCAUCACCUAUACCACUAUGCUACUGAGGAUUUGCCGGCGAUCGUUGGUUUGAUUUGAAGCUGUGUAGCAACAACCCUAACCCUAAAUAGAAGCUAACCGUUUGGAGUCAGUGCUUAACCCUAACAACUAUUUUCAGUGUUUAACCCUAAUCACUUUAGUCCUGUGCUCGAAACCCAAGUGAUAAGGAAGACUAGGUUGUGUAAACUUCAUAAGGUGUCCAAGGGGGUUUCGGCCGAUGUGAUCCAAUAUUAACCAUUGCAGGCUGAUGCUGAUUUAGGUUUCUGGGAAAGUGGCUAUCUACCCCUCCCUUAGCCAACAUUAACAAUUACUUCUCACCAAGGGCAAAAUUUUACUUUAGGGAAGGAGUAAGUGGGCAGUUUCCCCUAGAAACCUAAAUUGAUCAGAUACAAAUGCACUCAUCAUCAUCUUUAACUACGAAAAUCCUCUCUACAUUUCUUUCUUCAUUCCGCGGUUCAAAUAUAUCGAAUUCAUAUAUUCAUCAUCGCACUGUUCUUUGUUGGUUGAAAUCAUGCGGCAUUAUUUAGCACAAAAUGCAAGAUGUCGUUGGGGUUUUUGAGAAGGCGCAAACGUCGGAGCCAGCACGUUUUGAUAUUUCUACCCUAAAAGCAAAAUUAAUACCGCCAAACAAGCCUUAUUCAACUUUAACUUUGCGACGAGUCAUAAAGUUCAACUGGACGGGACGGGAGGUGUAACACUUUGACGAAGGAAGGGGAGGCCCCGGAGGGCUAACACUUUGACGAUUUUAAUGUCAGGAAAUUGGAACAUUUCACUGAGUUGCAAACUCAGACGGCAGAGCCUGAGGAAGAUCACUCCACUGAAGUUCAGCAGUCUGCAGAGGAAGGAGUUAAAGAGAGAGUGCAGAAGAAAAGAAAAGAAAAACCAAGCGAUAAGGAUGGAACAAGUAAGUACAGCAUGCUCUGGAUUCCAAAAUAAUUACUAAACUAAUUUAAAACUAUUAUUCCACGGGUGCGCGUUAGAUAUGAGAGGGUAGAUAGCGCUCCGAGUUGGCUAUCUACCAUCUCAUACCCAGUAAGUGCGGGUGGAAUAAUUGUUUUAUUGAAAAAGCCCACCCCACAAAAUAUCAAGAAUUCUUGUCGACUUCAUUUGUAAAACAACCGAUUUCAGCUUGUUUUUAAUUUCGAGCAUUCGCUUACAGUUACCAUAUUUGGUAAUGGCUCAUAUAUCAUGAUGUCUAAGCCGAUCAGAGCUCUAGAAUUGCAUUAUCCAAUGAUACAGUUUUUUAUAAUUAAAUUUAGAUGGGCGACAUGCACUUGAUUCUGCUGGAAGCUCUCGUAAGCGAGCACCCUUGGGACGCGAGAAAGGUGUCCUUUAUUGGAGCUGGCCGGUUACUGGAAUGGUUCUCGUAAGUGGCCACGAGAGGUGUAGGGGUUGAAUGGCCGCUUACAGGAGCUUGCCCAACUACAAAGAAAAUUGUAAACGCAAAAAAAACUGCCUGUUGGUUUUUGGCUAUACUGUUGUUCUGUCGAUGUUGUAAUUGAGUCACAAGCUUAAAUUUCGAGUGGUGUUUUGAAGUGUGACCGGACGUGUAUGUGAAACUGAUAUAAAUUCCUUGUGACGAACAGCGACGUGAAGUUGAUACAUAAAAAUACAAGAUUUAGAGGCGAAUGAGAUUUCUUUUCAGGUUUCCGCUUGCUGGAACUUAAUAAAAACAAAGCUAAACUCUAACUCGCAAAAGUUUAAAGUGUCCGCGGCCGUCUACGAGAAUUGUUCGCUUACGAGAAUGUAAAAAUACACAGUUUGUAUGGAGUUGACUAAAACAGGGUUUUGUGAACACGGCCGUAAGUAGAGUUGUCCGAAAGUUUUACGAGAGUGUCUGUUAAGAGAGUUUCCACUGUAUUGCAACCAAAUGAAGUUCUUAACAAGAAUUCUGAUCGUGAGUGGCGGGAGUACUCCCUCCCCCCUCCCCAUCUGUUUACAAUUACACUAAGAAAACCAAGCAAAUUUCCAAAAUCAGAAUAACGUUCUCUUUGAAAUUGCCGCCGGUCUACCUUAUAGGCGAAUCUUUGUUGACAAUUCUUGCUGUAUGUACUCACUCUUUUCAUUCUCUGAUCAAGCUAUUAAGUUGCAUCUCUGAAUAUUACCGGAGCAUAACCGUGUUAUUUAUCUCUGAAAAUUCGAGCCCAAAAUACCGAACAGUUUCGGAGAAAUUGUCUUUUAAAAACUCUAAAUCAGAUUAGAAAGAAUGUAUGGGCUCAUUAACAUUUUUGCCAUCCAGAAAUUUCACAGUCUUCAAUGGUUGCUAUACUUUGUUUUUUGAGAGAGAGUUGACUGGAUUUCAAACUCAACGAAGCAAAGUUGUUCCGUGACUGAUGGAAAACAAUUAAUUUUCUGCGGUUUCUGCCGUGUUGAUAUCUUGUUUAAUCAACGCAAAGAACGUUCCAUACAUAUUUGUGGUGUUUGUAACGGUGCUUUCCGAAAUCUAGAACUUUCCCGGCAACUCAAGCGAUGAUGAUGAAAAUCACAAAGGCUUAUUUCGAGAGUGCAUGAAAGAAACCCAUCACUUUCUUGCAAACUAAUUUACCAAUUAGUCUACGAGUCGAGUUUUUUAUGAGUCAAACAGUCGACGAGACGUGACGCGUUGACUCUUUAAGGGGCUAUGUCGCGUUAAUCCCGGAUCAGACGCCGCUCCCAUCAUGUGCCAAACCUAACUGAUGAAUUAAGAACGGCAAACGAGCGGCGUCUGAAUCAAUUUGGUACGGCAGUUUUAGUUAGGUGCGGCAAGAGUUCGACAGAGUCUUUCCAACUUUUGUCGACCUUAACUUAGGCUCGACACACGGUGCGCCGUCUCAAUCAGUUAGGUUCGGCACAUGAAAAGUACGGCGUCUGAACCAGGCCUUAUAUUUGCUAUCUUUUCAAAACGCUAAGACUUGCGUUCGCAUAAAUUGAAUUCCAAAACUAAUGGCCCAGUUUUGUAAUUCGAGACUAUAGUUAGGCAUUGAAACUAUUUCUUGUCUUCUGUUGCUCCGGAUGGCAAGGGUGGGCAUGGAGUGAAGCUUGAAAAAAUGCUGUGCCUGCAAAAAUCACAAAAAAAUGAUUAUGUUUAGUGUUCCCUGGUGAAAUUUGUUUUAUAUCUUCUUUAGAACUCUAUACACAGGUACCCCAAGUUCACGAGUGAGAAUCGUUAUUGCGUAACAGAAAUAUUAUAAGGGUUUGUAUGGGGAUUUAAGCGAUCAUUAUUAAGGGGUCAAAAAUAGUAAUAAAAGUAUAUCAACAUUUCUUACCUUGUCUCCUUGUCUAAAUUUAUGGUAUUUUUUCAGCAUUUUUGGACCGUUUCAGGGCGAUUCCAGCGAAUUUUAUUUCUGCUGUUGUUUGGGAAUUAUUUAUACAACGAACAACGGUAGAACUAAAACUUGCUGGUAUCGCCCAAAAACGAGAAAAAACCAUGAAUUUAGACAAGGAGACAAGGUAAGAAAUUCUGGUGUAUUUUGAUUACUAUUUUUGGCCCCUAAAUAAUGAUCGCUUUAAUCUCCAUACGAACUCUUGUAAUAUUUAUGUUACGCAACAACGAUUCUCACUCGUGAGCUUGGGGUACCUAUGCUCUACAGGAGCAUUUUGUGAAUGUUUAAAAGCACUAAGUAACAACUUCAGCACAGAAUUGGCCUGAAACAGCGAUAUCCUCGUGAGAUAACCCCUUUAAAAAGAGAACAACUAGGAUGUGACUAAAAAAUUAUGUAUUUGAGUGUGGUCGCUUACGGAAGGUUCGCCUGUCUUUUUCUUCUUGCCCCUGCAGAAACGCCAUCCACAAUGAGCCCGCCCCACAGCAUGUUUAUCAGUGAGGCUGUUGAUGGGCAGGCUAAACCUGAACCAAUGAUUGAAGAUUCCAUGUCGCAACCUCCAAGCAACGCGAAGGUUAGUCAAUGCUUUUAGUUCUAUCUUACACAUACUUGAAUUUAAGUCUACUUCUGCAGUCAAUCUCUAUUAACCCCGAAGAAUGAUCAUCCUCAAAUUUGUCCUUGUAAUAUGUAUUGUUUACAAAACAGAUCGGUGUUGAAAAUCAAGGACAUAAUGGCACCCAAUAAAUCUAAUGGAUACUUCAACAAAUUCUCCCCAGUAAUUCCGUAGGAAACGUAUUGGGACAACAAAUGAGAAUCUGAAUUUUGAUGUUAUUGUGUAAUUUAAAAGGGGUUAAAGGCCUUCUUUCCUUUGGAGAGGCUGGGCAAGUUCAUUAAGAGGAAGGGAAAGCAGUUGAAAAAGGAUCCUUUUAGAGAAAUCGUCCGCUGUGCCAUCACUAACCGAAAGGUGUUGUGUGGUGUUUUGUUUUGUUUUCGUAAUUGUUGUGUUUUUUAAUACAUCCUUGCAAUAAAUCAGCUAGAUGCAUUUUAUUAGUACCAUAUUUUGAAUUUUUUUUCGAGGAAACACGGUAGCAGCCACCAGACGUAUAAUUUUCACAACCACUGUUUUUUGCAAAACUUUUUCAUUUAGAUAUUAUAGGCAAUUCCUUAACGUUUUUUAUUUAAGAUUUUUCACCCUUGUCGCUUAAAAGUUGGACCUUUAUUACCGGGUUUUAAUUAGUCAUAUCCCCAUUUGUAUUUUUACAGGAAAGCGCUGAGGAUUCGACAGCAAAAAAGGACAGGCGUUGGACAGAGAAUCUGAAAAAGAAGAAGUUAACACGCGGCAAUUCCUACGAUUACAGAUUACGGGGAAAUAUCGCAGCUGCCGCCCCUCCGGAGAACGCUAAAAACAAACAUUUCAGUAUGAGAAGAAAAAAUUCACAGACUUUCAGUUCUUUGUUGAAAUUAUUUGACAAAGGUCGUUUUUGUGGGUAUCUCACGGAAGUGAGGCACAACAAGUUUGGUACAACUCAUCUACGAAGAUGGUGCGCAGUAAAGAACGGUGUGCUGAUUAUGUACAACAGCGAGAGUGAAGAGACACCUCAAGGAAAGCUCUCGCUUGUUGACAUGUGGCUAACGGAUAAAAGCGACGAGAGCCGAAACAAGUUCGCCUUUUCGUUGGAAGACAAGGACGGUAACGCCACCGUGUUGCAAACGACGGUACGAGACGAUUACUUAAAAUGGAUGGGAGUGCUGGAGUUGUUCACUGAACUGCGGGUUGAACGACCUACGCAAGAAGUCGCAGAACCGCUCAGAAAAACAGAUUCUGUGACAAGCGAGGAAAGCGAUGGGUCGUUCGAACGAGGAACGCUAAAAUCGAAAAGUAUGCGGGCUGCAAAUAAACUCAUCGACGAGAUAUACGCGCUUGCGCCCGGGAAAGUACGAUCCUCUUUGAGGCUGAAGUUGCCACAGAGAGUAAAUGUACGGGAUAUAUUUCGAAAAACGCACAGUUCGUACGAUUUAGAAGGUGCAUCGACUGAAGGACCAUCCUCGUCGCUGCCGGACACAGAAAUUGAUACUUUAGCAGUGUUCGGUGGAUUCUUGACUCAGAUAGAACCAGAUGUAUCCGAUUCUCACACCGGAAGCUCAAGGUGGUGUACAAUCAAAGAAAAAGAACUGUUAGUUUUUCUCAACCGCAAAGCGACCGAUCCGGUUCAAAAAAUACCUCUGAUGAACUCGUUUGUUAGUGAUUUGAACGAGGAUGAAGAUAACUUGAACAGAUUCCAAAUUCGUUGUGGCAAGCUGAGCGUCGUGUUUGAGGCAUGGGAUAAAUUUGAUCUCAAUCGCUGGCUUCAAAUGCUGGCUUCGGUGACUGAGCAUCGUAACUCGAGCGAUGACGAACGGCCGAAGUGUGUUGGUCGGCUGACUUCGCCGACUUUCGCUAGGAAGAAAAUCCACCGUCGAACUAAGAGCGAGGAUAUACGAGAGGAUGAGAAAGACGCUACGACAACCGCACGACGGUACACGAAACCAAAAGAUGGAUCCACGAGUUCUGUCGACAGGCUAAUGAGCGGGUAUUUACAGGAGGUGCGCGAAGCACACGGAGCUCGCACUCUUCUGCGGCGCUGGUGCGUGGCAACCAGUGAGAAAUUUAUCGUUUAUGAUAACCAAAACUCGAAGAAGGCUUCGUUUGAGUGGGAUCUGUCAGAUAUGGAACUCCACGAUCAGAGCGAUUUGGACGCUGGAGUGUUUGGUUUCUGUGUAAUUCUCGAUGAAAAGAAACUUUGUUUUAAAGUCAUCGACGAAGACUCGGCUCGCCAUUGGUUGAGUGUUUUAGCGCGAUAUUGUCAAACUGUUCCUGCGAACCAACCUAUAAUUAAAUCUCCAAGAAAGUGGAAGUCGGUUAAUAAAGAAGACAGAAGGCGUUCCUCUAGCGAUAACGAUUUAAAAACCGCAAAGAAAACCGAGAAAGAAUCCAAUGUUCUUGAAGUUCUAAGUGAAGGCAGGGCGAGCGGGCGAAAGCUAGUACGAAGAGCAACCGAAGAUUCUUCGUUCCUGCGCAAAUUUCAUCGCUCGGAGACGUUCAAAGCGCCGUGGCGGGUGUCCUCGGAGAAAAUAGAGGUGAAGAUGCGAGAGAGACCGGGACGGGCCGCUGCGAACAAGGCCUGGAAACGAUACUCUUGUGGUAGUCUUUUUGACAGCGAAGGAAAAUACAGCGGCUAUCUGAUGGAGAUUGUCACCAGUGACCUGUACAGUAGUCAAGUGCGACGAUGGUGUUUACAGAAAGACGAUUACCUCUUUGUGUAUGACAACGAAGCUACGGAGCACGCCAUCAAAGUGAUUCCUCUGUUUGAUGCCAAAGUAGUGGACACCAGUAACUAUGACGCCUGUGUUUAUCGAUUUAGAAUCGAUUAUGGUGAGAGUAAGUCUGUGUUUUUUCGGGCGCUUACACGAAGUGAUUUGGAGAAAUGGACGACCAUCAUCUCAGUGAAAACCGCUGUGUUGCAAGACCGUAGCGAGCGGCGGCUCAGACGUAGCCGAACCUUGAGCCUGGAGAUCAGUUCUCAUGAUGUAACAGGUAGCGUAACGAUAGUACGAUUUUAAAUUCCGUAAAUCGUUUCUUUUCCGUGAAGAAAUUUGACCUCCUCUAUCGAGCCCCUACUCAAUAAAGCCUAAUUUGAAAUAGCGCUCCAGUGACUUUGUAGAGGGUCUACAAAAAGUUUUAACAUAGUUAAGAAGUUUAAUCAACACAGGAUUUCUUGGGGACCAAUGUACCAAUGUGGGGCUUAAGCAAAGACGUUUUUGAGUACGCACGUCAAGCGGAAGUGGUCUUUUUCCAUUCUUGGGCUUUGGUUUUGACCAAUUUUUCGGUUAAAUCGCUUGUUUAAGGAACGCCUCACUUCCGAUUUACGUACGUCACUCAAAACCCCCUUUGCUUAAGCGCCCUGUUAUAGCCGCUGCGACGUCAUGUGAGCAUGAUCAAUUUGAGAGAUCACAUUUUUCUGUGACUGAAGGUCUGUCUAGGGUUACAGGGAAGCAAAUAAGCCAGGCUAUUUUGUGAAAGCAACUCCGGAGGAUGACAUUUUGUAUCAAGGGGUUUUCAUCUAUUUUUUUGUUCUAUGUGCUUUGCAGUAUCCAGUGAAAGUGACGUAACCUCUCCAGAUCUUCAAAACCCCAAGAAUCUAACCAUCGACUCCCCCUCUUUACAAGAAACAGCGUCUCUCUGGUCUUCAGACAGCGUAUUUAUGCGAGGAAUCAGUUCAGAGGAAGGCGCCAGAACUUCUGUUUCAUCAGACGUAAAGCCAGUUGAUCCGAUAGAUAAAUCCAGUUUCUCCGGUUUUGAACCGAAAGACGAGCAUUCGACUUCUGUUCAUUUCGAAGAUAAAGCCGGUUUAUCAGGCUCAAAUCCACCUGGUCCAUUGGAUGAAUCCAGUUUCUCUUCUUUAGAUCUGAAAGAUGAACAUUCGGCUCCGGUCUUUCUCGAAGAUGACUCUGGUUUCUCGAACGUAAAACCAGUUGAUGAAGAUGACUUGAGUUCAUCUGCUGUGGAACCGAGUCACGAUCAUUCGGCUCCUGUUCAUCUCGAAGGUGACUUCAGAGACCGAACGUUCUCGGAAACGGGAAAUUCGGAUAGCAAUUAUAAACGGGUGAAUAGACUUUCGAGCAUCGAGGACUUGAGUCACAUUUACGAGAAUUUCCUUGCAUUUGCAUCAACGAUGGCUGAAAGGAGCCCUGAGUUUCAACAACAACUCUAUCAUGUUUACGAGAAUGUCACACAGGCGUUUGACUUUCGAUCUCAAGAUAGCUUGCAUAAGAAAGAAGAUCUUGUGGAGGAAAAGGCCAGCUGUUCAGUCGGUCAAGAGACCAAUGUGGAAAAGGAACUUGGAAGCCCUUCGAUGGAGAUGUCCACGGAAUUUGAGAAAAUCAGUUUGCGGGACAGAGAACGUAAGGAGAAUGAGUAUAUGUACAGACCGUACUCAGGAAUCUGUGGUGAAUCGGAACUUGAGAAACUGGCAGAAAGUUUAGGCGAAGAGGACGAGAAUGAAAUUAAUACUUUGGCCGAAAACAAAAAUGAAAACAGCACUGAAGUUGACCUGCGUGGAGGCAGACUUGCAGGCGAGGCUGAUGAUGUAAAAUCCACCAAUGAAUUACAGUCAGAUGAAGUUGUUUGUAGUACAUCCGCCGAUGUUGUCGAGUCAAGUGGCCAAACACCACUAAGAGAUGAAAACGCUGAAGAGAAGCACGCAGAUGACAAUAACACGGUUCAAAGCGCACCCACGUUGCUUCACGCCGACUGUGUGACUGCCGUUGAAACUGGUUCCAGCUCAUUUUAUCUCGUUCAAGAAGUAAACGAGCAGAUUUGGAGUGGAGUGGCAAGCAGAGUGCCUAGUGAAUCCGUUGUCGAGACCAGCAUGCAGAUCUCAGCUACCGCUGAGUCGGCUACUGAUCAGGAGACUUCGGCUUCACUCGUCGGCGAGUCUCCUGUGGAGAAUGUUGCCGAAGAAGUAGCGGAGAGGGGUGUUGUUAUCCAAGGACCCAUUGACGAUUCCCAAGAUGAUGAAGAGAAUUUCAGUGCUCCUGAAAAGAAGGGCUCGAUGGAAGAGACUGCUUUUAGUGAUAUCCAACAUCUAAGCGAAGAUACUGCGUUGUCAGAAGAAAACCGUUUUACAAUCAGAACCAAUGAAAUAGAAGAAUCUUCGUUGCAAUUAUCUUGCUUUAAAAACAAUGACAGCGAUUCUGAUGUAAUCAAGGAGGCUCAAACUAGUAACCUCACCCCCUCAUCUGGCAACAGUUGUCUAAAAUGCGGAUCAAUUCAAAAUGUUUCCAUUGCCGGUUCGUUUGUCACAUCAACACCGCUUGAAUCUAAAUGUUCCAUGGAAGUGCACUCUAAACAGAAUAUUUUGUCAACAGUCUGUGCUUGUGAACAAGCGCAGUCGUGGGAUGAAGCUACGCUGCAAGUGGAGGAAAUCGCGUCCGUCCCAAGGCAAGAUCCAGGGCUUGAAAUUGCCUCGACUUCUGCCUGUGAUAAUCGUGAUACUGUCGUCACCGAAAUAUCUAACGAACCCAAACGGAAAGAAACUGUUCAGGACACACCUCAAUUAAGGCACCCUUCUUCCAAAAGUAAUGGGGAAAGUUCCAGUCAAGAAACCGUGAUUUGUGAUGCAGAAACUACAAAUCAAGCGAAAAACACAACGUAUAAAACCUACAGAGGAGACUCGUGUGAACAGUCUGAUAAAAUGCCAUCCAACUUAGCUAGGUCCUGUGUCUCCGAUUCUACCACUUACUUGGACUCAUCAAGUGACUUUCGAGAAAACGUUGAUGUUCUUAAAAAGUCUCCAGAACGGGACACGGAUUGUUCUACUAAGUCUUCGUCAGACGAGGAGUUUGCCACGCCAGAGGAUACGAUAGACUUUUCUGGGAGAAACAAUGAGCAUGACUGGACAAGUAUAACUCAAGAUAGCCGCGGGACAACUUCAACCGAACCCGUGGAGUCAAUCGGGACCAAUCGGGAUCAUUCGAGUAAGUCUUCAGAAGGACCAUGCGAUGGCCACCUCCUCCCUGCCACAGAUCCAGAAUCAGACAGUAAGACGUCUCUAAGCGUCUCCUCGGACAGUUGCAAAGUCAACGCAAACUUGGAGGACAAGCAGGAUCUGACAAGAAGUCAGAUGGAUAUCUUAAAAGCUGUAACAGCUGCGUUUGAGGAAAUUCUUGAACUUCAUGGCGACGAAAACGAUUCAGACGAUACCAAACUAUGAAAGGCUUGUACCAUCUUAGAAUGCUAUUAUAUUAAUGAGCUCUUUGCAACUAAACAGUCACGUGGUGCAAAAAAAAAACCUCGAGGAAAGAAAACGACGCUGUAGGACCUUUAAAAGAAGGAAAGUUCGCUUUUUAAGUGAUUUAAGCUCUUUGUUUUUCUUGCCCCUCUUCAGGUGCUUUUGGUCUAUUUGACUGUUUAGCGGCAAAGGGGCUCAUUUUAUAAUAUACACUAUAUUGCAAUUCACCGCUUUAGAAUCGUUAAAGGGACUGGUUCCGAAAUGUGGCCCCGCAAUUGUUUCUGGGAUGGUUACUGGGGACGCGCUGGUCAGCUAUUGGCCAGUUCUCCCCCUUGCGUAAGUUAACUAGACCCAGUUUCCUUCUCGGAUCUAAAGUUGCGAAUGAUGUUGUCGCCUAUAAAGCGUAAACUAUAAACGAUGAGACCGAAGGGCUUUAUGGGAAGUACUCAUGCAUUUAUGCAUUUGCAUUAUCGUAGGAGAGAACUUUUAGAAAACAUGCACACAGGUUAGUUAUUGCUAAGAACCUAUCUUCAACGAAAGCCUCUUUAGAACUUGUGGUAAUUUAUCCCUCCCGCGAUUUUUGCCAGAAAGGACAAUCGAAUUUGCAAUGCUAGCAAACCUAUAUCCAUAAAUCCAUUAGGUCUCAUAGGUUUAGGCUUAUGCUUUUCAUGUGACAAAGACUUUCUAGACGAGUGCAGAGAAAGUCCAAAUCCGCCUUUACGUGUCAAAGAUAAGUUGACAGAGUUUGGUCACACCGAAUGGUAGUAAGCGUUUUCAAAUCGAAAAACUCAACCUUUUUUCCAGUCGUUAGUUGAAUGUUUUCUUAGAAAAAUACUUCUCCGCGUCGUUUAUUUGAAUUUUCACCGUUGUCAACUUCAUCCACAGACUUGAAUUAAAAUUAUCAAUCCAGCAUGAUAAACUCUGCAAAGAAAACAAAUUACUGUAGAGUAGCUUUCCUGCUUGGAAUGUGAGUCACACUUCAGGAUUUCACUUAGACUCAAAAAGUCGCUACAACCUUGUACAGCACAGUAACCAAAACAACGCGAAAGAAGCGGUCAGUAGCUUUCACUGGAUUGUUCGCUGCCAUUCAAAGAUUCAAAAUCACACUGCGCAACUCGAAAUUACAUCCGGAAAUAUAAGGGAUACGUUCUUAGUCAAUUAAGAUACUAUUUGCUUGCUUUAAAAAGACUUUGAAGUAUUGUUGGCUUGUUGCCCUACUUCACGUCAUGUGUCCUUCUUAAGAGAAAUUUUCCUUGUCUUUAUUGGCCAUUUAGAAUUACGUUUGGAACUGAGUUGGUGUUUCGUUUCGAAUUGAACCAUGAGACUUAUUUUGGGUGCGGUUUUCUGAGCACCAAGCGUAGGGCUCGUACGCGUCAUAAAAAACGUGGAAGGUCAUGAAAUUUAAGAAUUUCAUUUUCCAGGCCUGAACAGCAGUGGAAAUUAAGUGUCGGUCAUGGAGAAGAGAAGUUAUCUUUGACCUUUAGAUGUCAAAGUAAGAUGGAAACAAGUAAUAAGCCAUUCCCGAGUUACCCAAAGCCUCUGUUCGAAAGCGAGGCUUAAGUGCGAAGUCAUUGAUAUGAAAACUUUUUUUCACAAAAAAGGUUUUGCACUAAGACUCGUUUUCGAAGUGAGAGUUUUUGGAACUCAUAAAUGGCUUAUUAAUAGCGUGAACGGCAUGCAUUUUGGUGGACACCAGAGUAUGUGUCUGUUUGUGUCUGAGUUAAAUACACAAAUCAACAAAAACAACAAUGGUUUUGAACAUUUUCGAAAGUGACCGCUUAACCUAAGGUCAUGGAAAACUGGAAAAGUUCAUGGAAAAAGUCAUGGAACUUGAAAAGCCCAAACGAAUAUCAACCCUUGCGAAAUAAACGCCAAAAAAGGCGAUAGCGUCCCCAAAAAGAUCCCAUGGUGCUAUUCGAAACAACACCGACCUAUGCCUGACUCCUUUGCUCGAAAAAGGCCAAUAAAUGAAUGCAUCUAUACGUGAAUUUGAUUACUUUUGAAAGAAAAACAGUUCUUUAGACUUACACCAUGUAUUCUGAAUAGAACAGCAAGCAAACCAAAGGUCUAUUGUUCAUGGUGCAAACAACAUUUUUUUCGUAAGAGGUAAGAUGAAUUCGUGCGCCUAUCCCUCACACAGAUCCCCUCGAAAUGUGGGUUGGGGAUCGUUGUAUAUAAACAGGUUUUGCAUUAUUCUUUCGCAUUUGUUCUAGCGGUUUACCUUGAAGUCUCACAAUCACUUGAAAAACGGGUCCUAGGUGUGAUUGUGACACUCGGAUAGUCCGUGCUCCCAUGGUUAGGGAAAUGUUGUCUUACGCUAAACUUAAUAAGUGCAAACGAGCUUUUGGAAUUAUAGGAUUGUUACACAUUAUUGCCAUAUAGUACAUGUUAUUCAAUUCUACGCUUCAAGGGCUGAUUUAAAGUUAUCAUAUUUUGUCACAUUUGAUCAAACACGCUACUUUAUGGGCAACUACGUUGGUCACAUAAAAUUUGGGGCGAUUUGUUCAUGAGCAAACAAAAACUGUUAAUCAAAUUUAUCGUCACGGUAGUGGCUGAAAAUGAAGGCUGAUGAGGGUCUUGUAAAUAUUCAAGACGUUUAUCGAUUUGAAAAGUAGUUGACUAUUGUUUAAUGGGUAUUUAUAAGCUCUUUGAGGCCUCCUUCGUAGCCACAGUCAGAAGCAACUAAUAGUGUGGUUAAAAGACCACAUGAUAUAGUUAGGCAAGGUACUCGAGCAUAUAUUUUAUUUACCGAAGGAUAUACGCCGCAAUCCCCCAAUCCAAUUUUGAAAUGAAAUUGUCACGCGUCAUAAUUGGUCACGCAAGUAUGACUGAAUCGUUAUACUCGUGAAGUGAUUGUUGAACAUAAUAUGAAAAUGACUACUUGGAUCAAUGUUUAAGUUAAAAAUUUAUGGAAAAAAAUUGCUGCUAAUUAGGAAUAUGAGAAAAGUGGCAUUGUAUGGCCACUAUCGUUCGAAACUUGAAAAAAAUUAUAUUAAGAAACGUAUUAAUUUAAUUUAAGAGAGUAUAGUCUAGUUUAUUUAAGAGUUAAAGUACGAGUGCCGCCUAACACGUCAGGAAGGCACGCAUACUUUCAUCGUUGGAAUGUACGUUAGAAGAUCUACGGGUUUCUCGUUCAUCCUUGUUUGAACAUUUAAUCGCAACGAGUAAACUAUUCUCGUAUCAGGCAUCUUCAAUCGCUUUGGUCACUGGUUCUUUCAUGCAAAUUUGGAGUAACCAUGACAACCCGCUGAUGUAAUAUACCGCUGUACAGUUAGAAUUUGUUUGAAAUCAUUUCAUAGAAACAUUACCUGGAUGUCCAUCACAGACAAUAAAAGAUAUAAAUGAAUGAUUGUGUGGCUAAAUUAUCUAUUGAUUUAAUGACUA